AUGAGUUUUAUGGCACUACACAAGGACAUGCAAAAACUCAUGCAGCUACAAAUUCAACAACAAGAAAGACUACUGGACAUUGAAGUAAACAAAGGUAAACAUUCUUCUACAAAAUUACCUAAACUAGAUUUAAUAUCAUUUGGAGGAGAUAAUACAAAAUGGAGUGAAUUCUGGGAUUCAUUUAAAUGUUCAGUGCAUGAGAAUCAAUCACUUUCAAAUAGUGAAAAAUUCAAUUAUUUACGAAAUAAAGUAUUCGGAGAGGCUCAACGUGCGAUCUCAGGUCUAACAUUAUCGGACGCUAAUUAUAAAAUUGCAAUCGAUAUCUUAAGGGAAAGAUUUGGAAAAGUGCAAGAAGAAGUUGACUUACAUUACAAUAAAUUAAUCAAUUUGGAGCCAGCAUCGAAUAAAACCGGAAGUUUAAGAAGCUUGCUCGAUACAGUUGAAAGGCAUUUACGCAGUCUAGAAGUGUUACAUCAAGAUAUUGAUCAAGCUGUGUUUGUGUCAAUGAUACGAGCUAAACUACCUGAGGAAGUUCUUGUUCAGUUAGAAAUAUCAAAUGGGUCAAACAAUGAGUGGAGUAUAGACAAGCUUCGAAAACGUUUGAAUGAAUAUAUUCUUGCCAGGGAAAGAGCAGAAAAGAAAGAUAAUGUGUUGGAAAAGAGAAUACAUGCAUCAUCUAUUCAAUCAGGAUACAAGCAAAAUUCAGCUCAACUAAGGAGCUAUACAUAUUCAGCUCAGUCAAGAAAUAAUACAAAUUCACCCCAACCGAGGAGUUAUUCGAAAUCAGCACAAUCAAGAAUUUAUUCAAGUUCUGCUCAUGUGCUUACAGUGAAUAACCCUAAGCAACUUACACAAAGACAACAGACUGAAAAUUAUGCAGAUAAAUGUAGUUAUUGUCAGCAGAAACAUUGGAGCGAUAAGUGCACACAAUGCCGAACUAUAAAUGAAAGAAAACAGCAAUUGAAAGACAGCUGCUUCAAGUGUUUAAAGACAGGUCACAAAUCAAGUGAAUGUAAGAAAAACAAAAUUUGUGCACACUGUGGUGAAGUGAACAAGCAUCACAGAAGUUUGUGUCCUCAAAAAUUCAAGGUGAAGGAAUCAAUGACGCAUUUAGCAAACGAAGAAACAGAAUAUAAAGAGACUGAAAAUUCUGAGGAAAAUGUUCUCGUGUCGUCAAGUGAAAUGGUUCUAAUGCAGACGGCGAUUACAGAUAUCAAAAAUCCAGAUACCUCUGCAACACAGUCUGUUAGACUUUUGUUGGACUCUGGAUCUCAUCGGUCAUAUAUAACUGAAAACUUAGCAAGAAAGUUACAUCUCAAAGUAACGGGAGAACAGGAAAUAAAACUUGUAACGUUUGGUAAUAAUAGUACACAAUGCAUUAACACAAAAUGUGCUAACAUUGAUGUUAAACUGAAAAAUGGUGAAUACCAUUCAAUCAGUGUGAACAUAGUUCCGACAAUAAGUGGCAAUUUGCAUCGAAGUCCAGCAGGCGUUUUGAAUAAGGAGCAUGUUAAACAUAUUAUUGGAAGUGUUGAUUUAGCUGAUACAUUACCAACUAGAAACGAAACAUCAUCAAUAGAAAUGUUAGUUGGUAACGACUAUUAUUUGGAUUUUAUUCUGUGUCAAAAGAUCGAACUAAAUCCUUGUUUGUUCCUUCUUGGGUUCAAGUUAGGAUGGAUCCUUACCGGAAGAACCUCUGAUCAAGAUAGCGAUGGCCCAUGUAUGCUUAUUCUAACGCAUGGUAAUAAUGCAACAAAUACAAGUUUAUUUGCCGAUGUGGAUAGUGUUGUACCUGUGAAACCAAAUUUAGAAGACUUUUGA
Ruditapes philippinarum (Manila clam) is the source of this 1821-nucleotide messenger RNA. RefSeq lists its product as uncharacterized. The record is from RefSeq and is a predicted model, not a curated record. NCBI's taxonomy places the organism in Eukaryota, Metazoa, Mollusca, Bivalvia, Venerida, Veneridae. The transcript has a single exon. Gene Ontology annotation, molecular function: nucleic acid binding; zinc ion binding. The coding region runs from base 1 to 1821 and encodes 606 amino acids.